AAGCCUAUCCAAUCUGAUCCGAGCCAAAGAGCGCAAUCCGAACGGAAAGUUGGCCAUCAUGGCGGAAAUCAUAGCCCAAUCCGUAUCUGAAGACUACUCAAGCCAGGCGUUGGUCGCGCACGACGGCGAAGUCGAGGUGCCCACCGUGUACGAGAUACGUUUCGCCGACGACCCGACCGAAAGCACACUACAGAGGAAAUGGUCGCCCGCCGUCACAGAGCAGUUCAUCCUACUUCGGCACGAGAAGCGGCGCUUCUUCAAUGGCAAGCGGAACACCACCAAGGCGUUGUACCAGCAAAUCCUGGAUGAAAUCGGCCUCGGAGGCGUCGUGACGGCCGACCAGGCGCGCAAGAAAUGGAACAACCUGAUGGCCAAGUACCGCAUUGAAAAAGCCGAGGUUGAAAAGAAAGCUCGUGACGGUGACCCUGUCCCGGAGGGCCUCAUCUGGCCUUACUUUAAGCUCAUGGACACGGUGAUGAAGGACAUCGACGGCACCCUGUCCGUGCUAAUGCCCGCGCCGCAGCCGCGAGUCCAGUACCUCCAGCAGCGCUACUCUAUCCCCAGCAUCCAGAGCACAGAAGACGGCGAGACACUGGUCGAGACAGAGGUGUACGAGCCCGUGGAAGGCGGUAUGACGGGAGCGCUGCAGUCGAUGCCUGUCCCCCUCGCGUCUCACCUCAACUCGGCCGCGCGGAAGCGCAUCCGCCGAGAGCUCACCUUUGAGGAGCGCCUCCUCAAGGCAGUUGAGGCAGGCAACGAGACGCUCGAGAAGGUCAGCCGCACCGUAGAGACCCAGGGGAAUGCUCUGCUGACCGUCUUGCAACGAUUGGCAGACGAAAUCUGCAAGACGUAGCACCUGUCUGCUGGCCUGCAAUCACCAUCCUGUGCCCCCGGCCGGCCAGCAGAAGAGAGAGAGAUAGCUGAUCUUUUCAUUUUUAAGAUGUAUUUUUUUUUCUAGGGCAUUAAGAUGUUCUUGUUAGUUCAGAGGAGUGCACAGAGAAAUCGUUACACCUCCAUUCUAUGCACACUUCAGAAGAAGCUUAUUGGCUCGAUCCACAUUAAAAGUGAUAUGCUUGGUUGCUCGAAUAGUUGUUUUUGGCUUGCCUGUUCUUGCAGCGAAGGUUGGCCAUUUUUAAUUGCACAACUGAACGAACACUAAUGUACUGAAAAGAAAAUUAUCAUUAGAACGCGAAAUUUCUUAGGCAAAAACAAUAUGCCACCGUGGCCACCUAGGCAGUUGGCUAACUUAAGUAAUGACCAAUAUGAACUUAUUGCAACUGUGCAAACAGUGUAAGUCAGCAGAAAACACUUAGUUGGUAUUUGACACAGUACUCUCCACUAUUGCAAUAAAAAUGAAUAAAAGAAA
Molecule: messenger RNA, 1366 nt
Organism: Rhipicephalus microplus (southern cattle tick)
Lineage: Eukaryota; Metazoa; Arthropoda; Arachnida; Ixodida; Ixodidae
Source: RefSeq, a predicted model, not a curated record